Hyalella azteca is the source of this 622-nucleotide messenger RNA. RefSeq lists its product as uncharacterized. Gene Ontology annotation, molecular function: polyubiquitin modification-dependent protein binding. The record is from RefSeq and is a predicted model, not a curated record. Gene Ontology annotation, cellular component: nucleus. Lineage: Eukaryota; Metazoa; Arthropoda; Malacostraca; Amphipoda; Hyalellidae.
GAUAAAGAUAAUUCUGCCAAACAUCUAUUAACAAAUCUACCUAUUAAUGACACUUCUAAUUAGUCCGGCAGCCUAUUAAGGGAUUAAUUUAUCAAUGGUUUAUGCGAUAUGAAUAUCUUUAAUCGUAUUGACAUGUUUUGUCUUGUAUCUCUUUCGUAAUGUUUCAAAAUAGCCGUGAAACAAAAGUAACAGUCCGGCACAAAAUUAUUCAGCUGACUUACUCGUAUGUCAACCACAAGCCGAUUCUUUUAUCUGACUCAUUUUUUAUGUUCUCAGUAAUAGUCACUUUACCGCAAAGAUAAUAACGAUCCUAAUAAUGUGAAUUUGUUAAUCAUGGCUAGAAAGUUUCUCUUUUAUACCGUGGAAUAAGUCUCUUUGUCACAACACUCGCGAGGUCAUCACCAUACUGUUCGAAAUUUCUUGAGCCAACCGCUGGAUUAUCACGCAACUUAGCUACAGAAACUAACUUGUGUUGGCAUUUCGAUUUUUUUUAUCCGUCAAUAUUGUGGUCCAUCGAAUUCGAGGAACUAAACUAACCGAGAUGUGCACUAACGUGUCGGUGGUGUGUCCCUCUGUGGUCUACGCUGCCAUGCUCACUGAGCUCACCUGCGUCCCUGACAUU